CCUCGGGACGCCCAGCCUUCGCCGCUACAGCGAUGCUGCGGCCGAGCGCGAAGACGACCCCAACUUCUUCAAGAUGGUGGAGGGCUUCUUCGACCGCGGCGCCAACAUCGUGGAGGACAAGCUGGUGGAGGACCUGCGCACCCGCGAGAGCGAGGAGCAGAAGCGCAAUCGCGUGCGCGGCAUCCUGCGCAUCAUCAAGCCCUGCAACCACGUGCUGAGCGUCUCCUUCCCGAUCCGGCGCGACGACGGCUCCUGGGAGGUCGUGGAGGGCUACCGCGCCCAGCACAGCCAGCACCGCACGCCCUGCAAGGGAGGCAUCCGCUACAGCACUGAUGUGAGUGUGGACGAAGUGAAGGCAUUGGCUUCGCUGAUGACAUACAAGUGUGCGGUGGUUGAUGUGCCAUUUGGUGGGGCUAAAGCAGGUGUUAAGAUCAACCCCAAGAGCUAUUCAGACAGUGAAUUGGAAAAGAUCACAAGAAGGUUCACCAUGGAGUUAGCGAAGAAGGGUUUUAUCGGUCCUGGCAUUGACGUGCCUGCCCCAGACAUGAGCACAGGUGAGCGGGAAAUGUCCUGGAUCGCGGAUACCUAUGCCAGCACCAUAGGGCACUAUGAUAUUAAUGCACAUGCAUGCGUUACUGGGAAGCCUAUCAGUCAAGGAGGCAUCCAUGGGCGGAUCUCUGCAACUGGCCGUGGUGUUUUCCAUGGGAUUGAGAACUUCAUCAACGAAGCUUCCUACAUGAGCAUUUUAGGAAUGACACCAGGCUUUGGAGAUAAAACGUUUGUUGUUCAGGGCUUCGGUAAUGUAGGCCUGCACUCUAUGAGAUACUUACAUCGUUUUGGUGCUAAAUGUGUUGGUGUUGGGGAAUCUGAUGGGAGUAUAUAUAAUCCAGAUGGUAUUGACCCAAAAGAACUGGAAGAUUUCAAAUUGCAACAUGGAUCAAUUCUGGGAUUCCCUAAGGCAAGAAUAUAUGAAGGAAGCAUCUUGGAGGCUGACUGUGACAUCCUGAUCCCAGCUGCCAGUGAGAAGCAGUUGACCAAAUCCAAUGCACCCAAAGUCAAAGCCAAGAUCAUCGCUGAAGGUGCCAAUGGACCCACCACUCCGGAAGCUGACAAGAUCUUCCUGGAGAGGAACAUCAUGGUUAUCCCAGAUCUCUACUUGAAUGCUGGAGGAGUGACAGUAUCUUACUUUGAGUGGCUGAAGAAUCUAAAUCAUGUCAGCUAUGGCCGAUUGACCUUCAAAUAUGAAAGGGAUUCUAACUACCACUUGCUCAUGUCUGUUCAAGAAAGCUUAGAAAGAAAAUUUGGGAAGCAUGGUGGAACAAUUCCUAUCGUCCCAACAGCAGAGUUCCAGGACAGGAUAUCGGGGGCAUCAGAGAAAGACAUCGUACACUCUGGCUUGGCCUACACAAUGGAGCGUUCUGCCAGGCAAAUCAUGCGCACAGCCAUGAAGUAUAACCUGGGCUUGGACCUGAGGACAGCUGCCUACGUCAAUGCCAUUGAGAAAGUCUUCAAAGUGUACAACGAAGCUGGCGUGACCUUCACAUAGACGCUGGUGGCUAGCUGCCUCGCCGCCGCCUCCACCGUACCUUCUGCAGCCCUCACAGUUUACACGUAACCGCAGCAAUCUUUCCCAUGACUCAGUAGAUAACGGACCAUUCUCAACCAGUCAGCCCAAAUCAACCCUUUAAGAGGAACACAGAGAAGGCUAGGGGAUCAUACACACAAACUGUGCCAGAGAGCCACAUAGACAUCUUGCCUUGAACUACAGAGCCCCUCCUCCUGGGCUGUUACCUUGCUCCCUGCUCCCAGCCAGUGCUGACCCGGAAGCCACCAAGCAGUCACUCACCCACACUGGCAAGUCCACACGAGGGAGAGCUUUGACACACAAGGAGUGGGUGUAUGGCAUUUUCAGAAGGUGACAUGGUCCUCAAGUGAGUUACUGGUAUUUUACAUCAACAAAUAACUCAAUUUCAUACAUUGCGAAGAAAAAAUAAAAGCUGUUCCUCUUGUGCAUUUUAUUCUUCUAGAAUAAAAUAAGUAUGUGCUGCUGUAAUAAAAUUGCCUUUAAUCACUUAACAAGCCUAACUUGACUCAAGCUAUAAAUGCCUAUAAACAUAAUAAAUGAAGAAAGCUAGUAUUUUUAUAACAUAAAACAGUAUCAUUUAUAGCUUAUCAGUCAUGUAUUGUCCAGCAGGAAUGACAAAGCCCAGUGGAGAAUGGUCUUCAUACCUGCAACCAUGGAGGCUAUUUCUGUUAACCAUCAGAAUUUGCUAACUACAAUUAUGACAUAAUCCAAAGAGUGCAAUAACCUCCAUAUCACGGUAAUUAAUCUUUCCUUCCCAUUGAAGAUCUAUUGUGUUGACUAAUUGAACCGUAGUUGAAUAGUGUCCCAGGAAAAACUACAGGGCUCCCUGAUUGGAACCUGGUUGGCUCUGAGUGCUCUGGGGCCCAGCCCGGCCUCGCCUUCUGCAUCCUACUCUGCCCCGUUCACCACAGGCUGGAGAACUGUUUUGUUCGGGCAGUUAAUUGGCCAAGGCCUUUUGAACCAUAAUGUCCCAGUGGAAUCCUAGAUACUAUUUAUGUAAGGGUAAGCGCGCUUUUUUUUUUUAACAAUAAUGCCCUUUCAGAAAUUUCUAACCACUUUGUAACUGCAUGACUUAACCUGGUGAUAAAGUUAUUAAAAGUCUACCUUUUCCAGAA
Chinchilla lanigera (long-tailed chinchilla) is the source of this 2700-nucleotide messenger RNA. RefSeq names its product glutamate dehydrogenase 1 (gene Glud1). Gene Ontology annotation, molecular function: L-glutamate dehydrogenase (NAD+) activity. Lineage: Eukaryota; Metazoa; Chordata; Mammalia; Rodentia; Chinchillidae. The record is from RefSeq and is a predicted model, not a curated record. Gene Ontology annotation, cellular component: mitochondrion. Gene Ontology annotation, biological process: L-glutamate catabolic process.